GAGCAAACUCCGGCCCGAGGAAAAGCCACUGGAUUUACCGAACAAGCAACGUUUUUUGCGCUCAAGGGGCUUCUUAAGCUCCACGGAAUGAAACAUAAGAAGCCUCAUCGGCUGAAAGAACUAACCCGGGGGAGGAAUGAGAUCAUGACCCACGAUCGAAUUUCAGAGAUCACGGGCGCUCCGAUCAAGUACCGGACCGUGACAUUUGUCAAUGUCAUACUCCUGAUCGCCAAGGGCAAGGGUACCUCAUCAGAGGUUCGAUUCUCUGAUGGUCUAACUAAGGAGGUUUGUCUGGGUCUACACUACCCGGUUAAGCGGAUUCGUGAGUUAGGGCGGAAGUCUGGUUGGUUCUUUGUUGCUUUAUAUUUAAAACAAGCAUCAACUUGUCUGAUGCAGUAUUAUUCCACUACGGGAAAAUACAAACCUGACUCCCUGUCUGUUUCCAUCUCUCUAACCCGUUCCGGUUUGUCUCGUAUCAUUCCUCCCUAUCAUCGAUAG
This is a messenger RNA of Striga asiatica, 498 nucleotides long. The record is from the annotation of a GenBank genome assembly. NCBI's taxonomy places the organism in Eukaryota, Viridiplantae, Streptophyta, Magnoliopsida, Lamiales, Orobanchaceae.